GCUGCCCCCGCAGCUCCAGCUCGGCGCAGGCAGACUCUCAGGCUCGGCAGCAGAGCAGCUCUGAGGACGCUGAGCCCGGGCAGCCCAGGGCUCCAGGCUCUGCGAGGCAGCUGCUGCCGAGGUGGGCGAGCAGCAGGCGCGGCCGAGGCGCGGGAGCAGCCGUGCAGACUCGGGUCCCCGCGCCGGGCGAAAACGCCGGGCGGCCAAGGCGGCGCCGAAACCCCGGAUCCCAAGGCUGCCGGCCGGGCUUUCCCGGUGCGGCUCGCGCCGAGCUCCAUCCCGGGUGCGGCGGAGAGCAGGACCCGCCGGUCUCCUCCUCCGGAUCGCCCGCAAGAGGCGCGGUGCCCAGGAGCUGGCUGGAACCCGGGCCGCCCAGCCGGGUACCCGAACCGGGCAUCCAUCCAUCCCUGCCCGCAGCUGGCGCAGACAUGGGCGCACGGGGCUGCGCGCCGGGCCGUGGGACCCGCAAAGUUUGCUAGCCGGAGGUGCUCAGAGCCUAGGGCGAGCCCCGCACCGAAGCCCCAGGGGAGGUACCCCCGAAAUCACUGAAUUGGGCACGAGGACCGUGGAGCUGAGAAGGGUGGCUCGGCCUCGCUAGAUGCCUUCUGCAAAGUUAGAAGAGAAGAAAACUUCGGCUCCGGGGAGAUUCGGACCGUUAUGCUAACCGCGCCCCCCGAGCCCCGCGCCCCUUCUAAAAGACACCCAGCGCCCGCGCCUGCUACUGUGCUCCGCUUGCAUCAAGUCCCAGGGGCCCGGCGCCUGGAACCGCGGUGACUACGUCGGCCCGGGAGAACCCAACCAGGGGGCGGGGAGGGGCGGGAGGCGGGCAACGUGGCCACCAGGAGGAAGUUUCCUGAAGUUGUCCUCUCAUUCGGGAGCUCAUCCAGAGACCAGGCCGGAUCGCAGGGGUCGCCCUGCCUGCGAGAAGUAGUCUGAGUCGGGGUGCUAAGGGAUACAGGCACCCCGAAUUUGGGAGGAGGCUUGGCCUCUUUCUGCUCUCCCCUCGCUUUACGGAAUAGCCAGCACAGAAAGAGGAUCUGGGGUCGCCGGCGCGGCCCCUACGGGCAUAGCGUCCAGGACUUGGCCACGCACUCUCCCGGGACUCCACAGGAUUAUAAAGCAACUCGCAAAGAGGGGGCACUUUAGAGGACCCCUCGGUCAGCAUGUUCAGCAGCAUGUGGAGGCUGCCGCUCUGGACUCUACUGGCCCUGCAUCGGAUCCACUCGGCCGGGGCCCAAGAUGAUGUACCGCCAUACUUCAAGACGGAGCCAGUGCGCACACAAGUGCAUCUGGAAGGGAACCGCCUGGUGCUCACCUGCAUGGCUGAAGGCAGCUGGCCGCUGGAGUUCAAGUGGCUACACAACAAUCGGGAGCUGACCCGGUUCUCGCUGGAGUACAGGUACAUGAUUACCAGCCUGGACCGCACCCACGCUGGCUUCUACCGCUGCAUCGUGCGUAACCGGAUGGGGGCCCUGCUACAGCGGCAGACUGAGGUCCAGGUGGCCUACAUGGGGAGCUUUGAGGAAGGCGAGAAGCGCCAAAGUGUGAACCACGGAGAAGCUGCUGUCAUCAGAGCACCUCGCAUUUCCAGCUUCCCCCGGCCACAGGUGACCUGGUUCCGUGACGGACGCAAGAUCCCACCCAGCAGCCGCAUAGCCAUCACCCUGGAGAACACCCUGGUCAUCCUGUCGACGGUGGCUCCCGAUGCUGGCCGCUACUACGUGCAGGCCGUUAAUGACAAGAACGGAGACAACAAGACCAGCCAGCCCAUCACUCUUGCCGUGGAGAAUGUUGGGGGACCCGCUGACCCCAUUGCACCAACCAUCAUCAUCCCACCCAAGAACACCAGUGUCGUGGCUGGGACCUCAGAGGUGACCAUGGAGUGUGUGGCCAACGCCAGGCCUCUCAUCAAGCUGCACAUUGUGUGGAAGAAGGACGGGGCUCCACUCUCCAGUGGCAUCAGCGACUACAACCGCAGGCUCACCAUCACCAACCCCACGGUCAGCGACGCCGGCUACUACGAGUGCGAAGCCAUGCUUCGCAGCAGCAGUGUGGCCCCCGUCACCCGGGGCGCCUACCUCUCGGUGCUGGAGCCACCUCAGUUUGUCAGAGAGCCUGAGAGACAUAUCACAGCCGAGAUGGAGAAGGUGGUGGACAUCCCCUGUCGAGCCAAAGGGGUACCGCCUCCCUCCAUCACCUGGUACAAGGACGCUGCGUUGGUGGAGGUGGGGAAGCUAACCCGCUUCAAGCAGCGCAGCGAUGGCGGCCUGCAGAUCAGCGGCCUGCUGCCCGACGACACCGGCAUGCUCCAGUGCUUUGCCCACAACGCAGCUGGCGAGGCCCAGACCUCCACCUACCUGGCCGUCACCAGCAUUGCCCCUAAUAUCACCAGAGGCCCCCUUGACAGCACGGUGAUUGAUGGCAUGUCGGUGGUACUAGCAUGUGAGACCUCAGGGGCACCACGGCCUGCUAUCACUUGGCAAAAAGGGGAGCGCAUCUUGGCCAGUGGCUCUGUCCAGCUGCCUCGCUUCACACUGCUGGAAUCUGGCAGUCUGCUCAUUAGCCCAACCCACAUCUCGGACGCCGGCACCUACACCUGUUUGGCCACCAACUCUCGGGGAGUAGACGAGGCAUCAGCAGACCUGGUGGUGUGGGCCCGGACACGCAUCACUAAGCCACCCCAGGACCAGAGUGUCAUCAAGGGCACCCAGGCCUCCAUGGUGUGUGGAGUGACCCACGAUCCCAGAGUGACUGUCAGGUACGUGUGGGAGAAGGAUGGGGCCACACUGGCCGUGGAGACUAAUCCUCGGAUCCGCCUGGACAGAAAUGGCUCCCUACACAUCUCGCAGACGUGGUCAGGGGACAUUGGCACGUAUACCUGCCGGGUGCUCUCGGCUGGUGGCAAUGACUCUCGCAACGCACACCUGCGUGUCAGGCAGCUCCCCCAUGCCCCUGAGCACCCUGUGGCAACCCUCAGCACCGUGGAGAGACGUGCCAUCAACCUGACCUGGGCCAAACCCUUCGACGGCAACAGCCCUCUGAUGCGCUACAUCUUGGAGAUGUCAGAAAACAAUGCUCCCUGGACCAUACUCCUGGCCAGCGUGGACCCAGAAGCCACCUCAGUGAUGGUCAAGGGACUGGUUCCCGCUCGAUCCUACCAGUUCCGCCUGUGCGCUGUCAACGAUGUGGGCAAAGGACAGUUCAGUAAGGACACAGAAAGGGUGUCCCUUCCUGAGGAGCCCCCCACGGCCCCUCCGCAGAACGUCAUCGCCAGCGGCCGGACCAACCAAUCCAUCAUGAUCCAAUGGCAACCACCUCCCGAGAGCCACCAGAAUGGGAUCCUCAAGGGCUACAUCAUCAGAUUCUGCCUGGCAGGGCUACCUGUUGGGUACCAGUUUAAGAACAUCACAGAUGCUGACGUCAACAACCUGUUGCUGGAGGACCUCAUCAUUUGGACCAAUUACGAGAUCGAGGUGGCUGCCUACAACAGCGCCGGGCUGGGUGUCUACAGCAGCAAAGUCACCGAGUGGACGCUGCAGGGAGUUCCCACAGUGCCCCCGGGCAAUGUGCAUGCAGAAGCCACAAAUUCUACCACCAUCCGAUUCACCUGGAAUGCCCCGAGCCCGCAGUUCAUCAAUGGCAUCAACCAGGGCUACAAGCUGAUUGCCUGGGAGCCAGCCCAAGAAGAGGAGGUUACCAUGGUGACCGCCAGACCCAACUUUCAAGACAGCAUCCAUGUGGGCUUCGUGUCCGGCCUGAAAAAAUUCACAGAGUACUUUACCUCGGUCCUCUGCUUCACCACACCAGGAGACGGGCCUCGGAGCAGCCCCCAGCUGGUGCGCACACAUGAGGACGUACCUGGACCUGUGGGACACCUGAGCUUCAAUGACAUCCUGGACACCUCGCUGAAGGUCAGCUGGCAGGAGCCAGGCGAGAAGAACGGCAUCCUGACAGGGUACCGGAUCUCCUGGGAAGAGUACAACAGAACCAACACCCGUGUGACCCACUACCUGCCCAACGUAACCCUGGAGUACCGAGUCACGGGCCUCACAGCACUCACCACCUAUACUAUAGAGGUGGCUGCCAUGACUUCCAAGGGCCAGGGCCAGGUGUCAGCCUCCACUAUUUCAUCUGGUGUGCCUCCAGAGCUUCCAGGGGCACCCACCAACCUGGGCAUUUCCAACAUCGGCCCACGAUCCGUGACCUUGCAGUUCAGGCCUGGCUAUGACGGGAAGACGUCCAUCUCCCGCUGGGUGGUGGAGGCUCAGGUGGGCGUGAUCGGCGAGGGCGAGGAGUGGUUGCCCAUCUACCAACUGGGCAAUGAGCCUGACGCCCGUUCCAUGGAGGUGCCAGACCUCAACCCCUUCACCUACUACAGCUUCCGCAUGCGCCAAGUGAACAUCGUCGGCACCAGCCCACCCAGUCAACCUUCUAGAAAGAUCCAGACCCUCCAGGCGCCCCCAGACAUAGCCCCAGCCAAUGUGACUCUGCGCACAGCCAGUGAGACCAGCUUGUGGCUCCGAUGGAUGCCCCUCCCAGAAAUGGAGUACAACGGCAACCCUGAGUCGGUGGGCUACAAGAUCAAGUACGGCCGCUCUGACGGCCACGGCAAGACGCUGAGCCACACGGUACAAGACCGAGUGGAGCGAGAAUACACUAUUGAGGACCUGGAGGAGUGGACAGAGUACCGCGUCCAAGUCCAGGCCUUCAACGCCAUCGGGAGCGGGCCGUGGAGCCAGGCGGUGGUGGGCAGGACCCGGGAGUCAGUCCCAUCCUCUGGCCCCACCAACGUGUCGGCUCUGGCCACCACCUCUAGCAGCAUGCUGGUCCGCUGGAGCGAGAUCCCGGAGGCAGAUCGAAAUGGCCUCGUGCUGGGCUACAAGGUGAGGUACAAGGAGAAGGACUCGGACUCCCAGCCCCGGUUCUGGCUGGUAGAAGGUAACUCAUCCCGCAGCGCCCAGCUCACAGGCCUGGGCAAGUAUGUGCUCUACGAGGUCCAGGUUCUGGCCUUCACACGCAUCGGCGAUGGCAGCCUGAGCCACCCUCCCAUCCUGGAGCGGACACUAGAUGAUGUCCCAGGCCCCCCCAUGGGCAUCCUGUUUCCAGAGGUGAGAACCACAUCUGUGCGGCUCAUCUGGCAGCCCCCGGCAGCUCCCAACGGCAUCAUUCUGGCCUACCAGAUCACACACCGGCUCAACACCACUACAGCCAACACCGCCACAGUGGAGGUCCUGGCCCCCAGCGCCCGCCAGUACAUGGCUACAGGCCUCAAGCCGGAGUCUGUCUACCUAUUCCGUAUCACAGCCCAAACCCGCAAAGGCUGGGGAGAGGCUGCUGAGGCCUUGGUGGUGACUACAGAGAAGAGAGACCGGCCACAGCCCCCUAGCAAGCCCGUGGUACAGCAGGAAGACGUGAAAGCACGCAGUGUGCUGCUGUCGUGGGAGCCAGGCAGCGAUGGGCUCUCCCCAGUACGAUACUACACCAUCCAGACGCGGGAGCUACCCAGCGGCAGGUGGGCUCUGCACUCGGCCUCCGUGAGCCACAAUGCCUCCGCCUUCACUGUGGACAGACUCAAACCCUUUACGUCCUACAAGUUCCGAGUGAAGGCGACCAACGACAUCGGCGAUAGCGAGUUCAGCGAGGAAUCAGAGUCGCUGACCACCCUGCAGGCCGCCCCAGAUGAGGCACCUACCAUCCUAUCAGUGACUCCGCACACCACCACCUCUGUGCUAAUCCGAUGGCAGCCUCCAUCUGAGGACAAGAUCAACGGCAUCCUCUUGGGCUUCCGGAUCCGGUACCGGGAGCUGCUCUAUGAUGGGCUGAGGGGCUUCACUCUUCGAGGCAUCAACAACCCUGGGGCCAAGUGGGCUGAGCUCACCUCCUUGUACUCCAUGCGGAACCUGACCCGGCCCAGCCUCACGCAGUACGAGCUGGACAAUCUGAGCAAGCACAGGCGUUACGAGAUCCGAAUGAGCAUAUACAACGCCGUGGGUGAGGGACCCUUGAGCCCGCCGCAAGAGGUCUUUGUUGGGGAGGCAGUGCCCACGGCAGCACCGCAGAACGUGGCCAUCCACAGUGCCACAGCCACACAGCUGGAUGUGACCUGGGAGCCACCCCCUUUGGACAACCAGAAUGGAGACAUCCAAGGAUACAAGAUUUAUUUCUGGGAAGUCCAGCGGAGGAACCUCACAGAGAGGGUGAAGACUCUCUUCCUGGCUGAGAACAGCGUGAAACUCAAGAACCUGACGGGCUAUACAGCCUACAUGGUCAGCGUGGCAGCCUUCAAUGCUGCGGGGGAUGGGCCGAGGAGCACCCCGACCCGGGGCCAGACUCAGCAAGCAGCCCCCAGUGCCCCAGGCUCAGUCAAGUUCAGCGAGCUGACCACUACCUCAGUGAAUGUGUCCUGGGAUGCCCCACAGUUCCCCAACGGUCCUCUGGAGGGCUACAGGCUGGUGUACGAACCCUGCACCCCAGUGGAUGGGGUCAGCAAGAUUGUGACAGUGGACGUGAAGGGGAACAGCCCACUGUGGCUGAAAGUGAAGGAUCUGGCCGAGGGCAUGACCUAUCGUUUCCGAAUCAAAGCCAAGACCUUCACCUAUGGGCCUGAGAUCGAAGCCAACAUCACUACAGGCCCUGGAGAAGGUGCCCCAGGACCACCGGGAGUACCUAUCAUCGUUCGGUACAGCUCAGCCAUUGCCAUCCACUGGUCCAGCGGAGAUCCUGGCAAAGGGCCCAUCACGCGCUACGUAAUAGAGGCCAGGCCUUCAGAUGAGGGGCUCUGGGACAUUCUCAUCAAGGAUAUCCCCAAGGAGGUGACUUCUUACACCUUCAGCAUGGACAUCCUGAAGCCAGGCGUAAGCUACGACUUCCGGGUCAUCGCAGUCAACGACUAUGGCUUUGGCACUCCCAGCAGCCCCUCCCAGUCUGUGCCAGCCCAGAAAGCCAGCCCCUUUUAUGAGGAAUGGUGGUUCUUAGUGGUCAUUGCCCUUGUGGGCCUCAUCUUCAUCCUUCUCCUGGUCUUCGUACUCAUCAUCCGAGGUCAGAGCAAGAAGUACUCCAAGAAGACAGAUGCAGGAGGGAAUACCAAGUCGGGAGCGCUCGGCCACGGGGAGAUGCUAAGCUUGGAUGAAAGCAGUUUCCCUGCUCUGGAGCUCAACAACCGUCGGCUGUCCGUAAAGAACUCCUUCUGCAGGAAGAACGGCUUGUACACCAGGUCCCCUCCCAGGCCCAGUCCAGGUAGCCUACAUUAUUCUGAUGAAGAUGUCACCAAGUAUAAUGACCUCAUCCCAGCCGAGAGCAGCAGCCUGACUGAGAAGCCCUCGGAGAUCUCUGACUCCCAGGGGAGUGACAGUGAGUACGAAGUGGACACGAACACCCAGAAAGCCCACUCCUUUGUCAACCAUUACAUCAGUGACCCCACAUACUACAACUCUUGGCGGCGCCAACAGAAAGGCAUCUCUCGGGCCCAGGCCUACAGCUACACAGAGAGUGAUUCCGGCGAACCUGACCACGUCACUGUCCCCAACAGUAACAGCACCCAGCAAGGCAGCCUCUUCCGGCCCAAGGCCAGCCGGACUCCAACGCCCCAAAACCCCCCGAAUCCCCCGAGUCAGCAGAGCACCCUCUACCGUCCCCCCAGCAGCCUCGCCCCUGGCUCUCGGGCUCCCAUAGCUGGGUUCUCAUCCUUUGUUUGACAUCAAAAGAGGAGAAAGAAUGGGGAGAAAAAAGAGACACCAAAAUCUUCCUUUGCCACUUCCCAAAACGCCUGCCAGAAAACACGCAAGAAAACCCCACCAAGACAUCGACUCAACUUUUCACCUCCCAAGUUUAUUUUUCCAGAGAUUCCAGGGCCAGCAAAGCCGGGUUGGAGGACGGGCGGAGGGAGAAGAAACCCACAGGCGGACUUGGAUACACGUGACCUGCAAUGGCUUCACAUCCUUGGGGUCCACUUUGCAGUGUGGAGGGCUGGAGACCAGAUAGUCUUCACUUCUACGGAGGAUAGAGGGGCUUGGGGCACUGGAGAGAGUGAGCCAUAAGGCAGGUGGGGCUGAGGGAUCUGAAAGCUUCUAGAGAUGCAGAUGGCUUCACCCCUCACACUUGUGCUAGAUCUCUGGGCUUGGUAUCUUUACCCCUCUGCAAAAAGGAUGGGUGUGCUCAGAGGCGAAGCCUGCCUGCUGUCUCUGGCUCUUCGUGGCCUUGUCAUCCCCCUGCCCUGCCUCGGCAUCCCCCAAGGGCUCAUGGCCCUCGUUACAACUUCUUCACCAAGCAUUUGGCUUAUUUUGGAAGAAAAAGAAAAAUCAAAUGGUAAGAAUCAAUCCACUUAGCAACUUCCUUGUUCCUACAAAACAAUUUUUUUUUUUAAUUGUAAAUUCAAGGAAGAGGGCCUAAGGGUUGGGAGAGAAAGAAUCCCUCCACAGCCACAUAACUGAGCCUCCUGUUGCUUGGAUUCACUUCCCAGAAUGCUGAUAAGGAAAGGUAACAUCUGGGGAGUGGAGACCCAAGGUGUUGGCUCCACACUAAGGGAUGCUUCAGGGAGAUGUCCUGCAGGAAGUCAGAGACGCAAGGAUAAAACCUUGGCUAUUCCUUCUGAUCCACCAGCCCAACCCUAAGAGAAAGGAAACAAAGGGUUGGGGGCAGUGCCUAGGAUAGGAAACAGCCCACCCAGCCUGGCAGGAGGAAGGUUCUAUGUUCAGAUUAUCGCUUUCCUAUGAAUGUACACCUUCCUGCUAGCCCAUGCAGCUGCCCCAUGAACUCGGAGGAAAAAGGGUCCAGGGGCUCCUCUUAAGAGGAUACCCUGGAACUCUUGCCCAACAACUUUCUCACUUUAAGACCUGUGUAGCCCCGCCCUCUGUCUCUACCACAACAUACAGGGGCCCAGAGGGGCGGUCCAGUCCCUGGUCCUGAGGCUUUAUAAAGAAUCAAAGGUUAUAAGGUUGUGGGUCCCGUGUCUGCUCUACCACAGGGCAUGACCGCUUGGGGAAGCAGAACGCAGGGAGAUUGCACUCAUCCCACGCCAUCGUCGCAGGGCCGGUGCUGGGAUGCAGGGAAGUCCCGGGACACCACUAGGGGGGAGGGGGAGGGGAAGUGCAAUCUGAGGAGUGGGGCAGCCAGUCUCUGGGGCUUCUAGCCUUAGUUCAUCUGAGGACCAUGCUACCUUUCACGGUCCACUUCCCCACAAAAGGUCACUUCAACUCCCCCUAAUAUCUCCCAGGCGGGGUUCAGUGAAGGCAGAGCUGGGAAGGACCAAAGAAGGGUCAGCCAGGAAGCCUUGUCAAACUGCACACAGCAAUUGAGAUGCAUGGUCAGCCCAGCCAGGAGAGGCGGGUCAGAUAGCAUCAAGGGACAAGAAUAGCUGAUGGGAGGGAAAGCUGUUCCUCCCAGGAAAGUUCUGUAAAAAAAACCACGGGGGGCCUGAGCUUCUCAUCAGCCUUCCAGGCCUUCCAACUCAAGGAUUUGGGGAGGUGGUUUUCUGAUGUCCUGGGUUGACUUGGGCCCUUGGGGACAGGAAUCAGCCUAAAGCUCGCCCUGCUGCUGGAAAUGCUUGGCUGCCUCCUUCAUAGGCUUCACUGGGGCAUGUCCAAUUCAAUAAAGGGUCAGACUUGCGGGGAGUCAGCAGAGCAGUUACUGCUGGCCUUGUUGAGAGGCCCUAGUGGAGAGCCUGUAGCCAUUCUCAGCAGUCUCUAGUCCCUGCUAAUUCUCACUGGGCAGAGAAGCCAGGGUCAAAGCCUGAGUUAAGAACAUACUUAAGCAGGGCGUGGUGGCACACACCUUUAAUCCCAGUACUGGGGAGGCAGAGGCAAGCGAAUUUCUGAGUUUGAGGUCAGCCUGGUCUACAAAGUGAGUUCCCGGACAGCCAGGGGCUACACAGAGAAACCCUGUCUCGAAAAAAAAAAAAAAAAAAGCACAUACUUGAGUAUUAUGUGGUCUCUCCUCCCUACACACCUGACCCCUGGGAUAUUGAGAGAGAUGCGGGAAGCCAGGUCAGCAGGCAGGUGACCCAACUGCUGGGUGUGAACAGUUUGCUUUUCACAGUGACUUCUCUUAGGCAGAUGCUGCAAAGGCUCUUAAGCCAGGAAGCACAGCCUUGUCCCCAAAGGACAACAAAUUGGCAGAGACCUUGCCCCUCCAGGGACGCAGGUUUCCCAGGGCUACCUUGAACUUUGUCAGUCGCCUGGACCCCAGCCCCCGCAGCAUCUGACAUCUCCAAAGCCGCACAUCCGCAGAGGCAGCGGCUGCAUGAGUUCACACUGCCACGCUCACUGUCCGUCCCUUGUGUCUUUUUAAAACAACUCUCAUCUUUUUUUUUUUUUUCCUCCUGUCUUCGGAGGCUUUAACCAUUUAAGGAUGUUGUGAGUUUACAUUAGGGAAUUAUCAGCCCAGCCUCGCCCAGCCCAGCCCAGUCCAGUGAGGGAGCUUUAAAGAGGAAGUGGGAAUGUGUUUUUAAAAAAAUCAUUUGUGUGUGUGUGUGUGUGUGUGUGUGUGUGUGUGUGUGUGUGUGGUGUUGCACAGGAGGCCAAUUUUCCUUUGCCUUUAACAAAUCACCUUGUGCACUGAGAUCCCCCUCCGUCCUCCAUGUGUUCACUGGAACCCUUGCUGGCAUCCUUGUGCACAAACUUGGGCUUACAUAUAAGCAUAUAAAGAUAUGCACAGAGCAUACAUCUAUGUGUGCUAACAUAGGGGCUCUUGACAUGCCCUCUGACGGCCCCUUGGCUGUCUCUCAUCCUCAUGAGGCACGGACAGCCUGGGUCACUUGCACUUGGGGUAUCGGUGAGACCUAUUACCCGAGCAGCUGAGCACAUUACAAGCUACAACUCGGAGAAGAGCCUAGGGUGAGAGCCUCUGUUUUGGCACUGCCUGCCAGGGGUGGGGGGGUGGGGUGGGGGAAUUAUUACCUACACAGCCACAGCCACAGCUGGACACCCAGUAGGUUUCCAGCUGUGGAACUCUAGGUUGUUCAAUGAGAUCUUUUGGCCUAUGUUUACAUUUCUGCUGGGUACUGGAGAAUUCCAAGAACUCCACCCAGAUACCCCACCAUAUUCUAAGGGUAUGGCAGGCGGGCACCGACCCUGGGUAAGGGGAAGCUUUCAUUUUCCUGAGCCUAUGAGGCCAGGGCUGUUGUCUUGUGACUAUGGGGAACAAGUUCACAGAAGGACACGCCUAGCCCUCUUGCUGUUGCCUCUCUGUGCCCUGAGGAAAUCUGCCCUGUAUUCAGGAGCCCACACUUAGCAGGCUGGCAUGGCUCUCUCCUCUCCUGGCAGCGCCUGCCUCCUGCAUUCUUGCAGGCUCUGCGCCUAGAUUGCCAAGACUAACCAAAUAGCUGCUCUGGAUUCCAGGAGCAUCUUCCUCCAGAGAGCAACAGGGAGUUUACAACCCCCGAGCUGCUGCCUCUCCUAUCCCCUCUCCACCACAAACCUGACACUGCCCAGGAAUCAGAGGGAACAAGGACACAGCUGGGCUGCCUUGCCAGCCCUUGCUUUUCGAGGCCUUCUGUCAUUGCUGUCCAUGACUGCCCUGGACAGCAUUUCUAAAGGUGCCAGAACCUCACAUUAGACUGCCCCAGGCAGGGGUUCCCCUCGCCUUCUCGAGUGGCACACAGUGAAGGUGCCACCAUAUGCGUGCAGCCAGCCAGCUGGACCAUCAAUGGGGGAAAGAGGGGACCCACAGACAGCCACCACCAGCUCCUGAGUGCCUCUGUGAUCCCAUACAGGGACACCCACCCUAACCAACACCUUGAGCACAGGUGCCCCUCCACCCCCUUGGGACAACCCCCACCUUUCUGUUUCCAUAAAAAGACAAAUCCAAAGCAUUUAAGUGUGUUCCUUCCUCCACCCAUAUAGACUCCCAAAACAAAACUCGGUACAAAUCUUUAUUUUUUUGAUUUAAAAGCUAUAAUGAAAAAUUAUAGGGAGAGUAUUCAUUAUGGCAGGUGUCUAUCUGUAAGAAAAAUAAAUAUAUCUAUAUGUCAUAUAGCUUGUUAGCAAGUUUAUUUUUUAAAUGAAAGGUAAGAAAGAAAUUGAUUUGAAAUAUAUACCGCCAGAAGUCCUAUGUCCUGUCAAACUGUCAGUAUUUUAUAAAUAAACUUUUUUUUUUUUG
Molecule: messenger RNA, 12093 nt
Organism: Mus caroli (Ryukyu mouse)
Lineage: Eukaryota; Metazoa; Chordata; Mammalia; Rodentia; Muridae
Gene: Sdk2
Product: sidekick cell adhesion molecule 2
Biological process (GO): cell-cell adhesion
Molecular function (GO): protein binding
Source: RefSeq, a predicted model, not a curated record